AUGGGUUUGCCAGGAUUUCCACUUGGGAGUUUGGUUGCAACCCCUCCAGCUGUAACUGAGUCUGAUGCUUCAGUUACUUUUAGGUUGCGUGAUACUGAGGAGUCCCGGAAGAUUUGGGAUUUCAAGUUUAUACUGGACUUUAAGGUAGUGCUGGAGAAGGAUAAACUAAGGUUGGAGCUGAACCUGGAGAAUACUGGAAACAAGGAGAUUAUAUUUACUACCGCCCUUCAUACCUACUUCAGGGUUGAUGAUGUAACAGCUUCGCGAGUAAGUGGGUUGACCGGCCUGCAGUUUGUAGAUAAAACUAUAUCUGGAACACCUACACUUCCAGAGACUAGGGAUAAGGUUGAGUUGACCGGGUGGACGGAUCGUGUUUACCUGGGACCUGCUCCACCCUUGACUGUUGAGGGCGUGUCCGGGGGGAGGGUUGAGCUGACCAGUUCAGGGCUACCAGAUGCUGUAGUCUGGAAUCCAUGGAAGGAAAAGGCUGGUGAAAUGUCUGAUCUAGGAGGGGAGGUGUGGCCUAGUUUCCUGUGUGUAGAGGCGGGACAGUGUGUACAACCAAUUCAUGUACAAGCAGGGCAGAACUGGUCGGCUGUACAUACCAUACAGUACACACAAAAUUAAAUUGUCAGUACAUGUUUAGUUUUAGUUUUGUACUUAGUUUAAAUGACAAAACUAUAAAGUAUUAAUUAUGAA
Molecule: messenger RNA, 699 nt
Organism: Eurytemora carolleeae
Lineage: Eukaryota; Metazoa; Arthropoda; Copepoda; Calanoida; Temoridae
Product: putative glucose-6-phosphate 1-epimerase
Exons: 7
Coding region: 1-627 (208 amino acids)
Biological process (GO): carbohydrate metabolic process
Molecular function (GO): isomerase activity; carbohydrate binding
Source: RefSeq, a predicted model, not a curated record